AUGAGCUCUUUUAAGAGAGACAAAAAGGAGGAAGAAGAUGGAGUUGGAAAUAUAUUUCAAAACAUCGAAAAAACGACUGUUUUGCAAGAAGCUCGAGUGUUUAACGAAACAUCCGUCAAUCCAAGAAAAUGCACCCUAAUUCUCACCAAAUUGCUUUACCUACUAAACCAGGGUGAAGCUUUAAACGUGAAAGAAGCCACAGAUGUUUUCUUCGCGAUGACCAAACUGUUCCAAUCGAAAGACGUAGUCCUUCGAAGAAUGGUGUAUCUAGGAAUCAAAGAACUCAGCUCGACCGCAGAUGAUGUAAUCAUAGUUACUUCGAGCCUCACCAAAGAUAUGACGGGCAAAGAAGACAUUUACAGAGCAGCUGCUAUACGUGCCUUGUGCAGCAUCACCGAUGCUACCAUGCUGCAAGCCAUCGAACGAUACAUGAAGCAGGCAAUCGUCGAUAGAAAUUCCGCUGUCAGUUCAGCUGCCUUGGUCAGUUCUUUGCACAUGACCAAAAUGGCUCCUGAGGUGGUUAAAAGAUGGGUGAACGAAGCACAGGAAGCUAUUAACAGCGAUAAUGUGAUGGUGCAAUAUCAUGCCUUGGGGCUCCUGUAUCACAUCAGAAAAUCAGAUAGGUUGGCUGUUACGAAACUAAUAGCUAAACUAACUAGAACUACCUUAAAAUCUCCAUAUGCUGUUUGUAUGCUUAUCAGAAUAAUAGCUAAGCUCCUCGAAGAAGAAGAUUCCGGCAACGAUUUUCCCUACUUCGAUUUCAUCGAAUCUUGUUUGAGGCACAAAUCUGAGAUGGUUGUUUACGAGGCAGCCCACGCGAUCGUCAAUCUCAAACGUACCACUAGCAAGGAACUGGCGCCGGCUGUGAGUGUAUUACAAUUGUUCUGCGGUUCACCGAAGGCCACUUUGAGAUUCGCCGCCGUUAGAACUCUAAACCAAGUGGCCAUUUCCCAUCCGGCCGCCGUCACGGCUUGUAAUUUAGAUUUGGAGAAUUUGAUUACCGAUUCCAAUCGAUCGAUCGCCACGCUUGCUAUCACUACUUUAUUAAAAACUGGUGCUGAAUCGUCAGUUGAUCGUCUUAUGAAACAAAUAGCUAGUUUCGUAUCUGAAAUCAGCGAUGAAUUCAAAGUCGUGGUAGUCCAAGCGAUCAGAGCGCUGGCUCUUAAAUUCCCUCGAAAGCACAACACUCUCAUGAACUUUUUAUCGGCCAUGCUAAGAGAUGAAGGCGGUUUGGAAUACAAAGCUUCCAUUGCGGACACCAUAAUCACCAUUAUCGAGGAUAAUCCUGAAGCUAAAGAAUCGGGUUUGGCUCAUCUGUGCGAGUUUAUUGAAGAUUGCGAACACGUUUCUUUAGCUGUUAGAAUAUUGCAUCUGCUUGGUAGAGAAGGACCGAAAACCAAACAACCUUCCAGAUAUAUCCGUUUCAUUUACAACCGCGUCAUCUUAGAGUGCCCUUCUAUAAGAGCAGCCGCUGUUUCUGCCAUGGCCCAAUUCGGAGCCUCGUGUCCCGAUUUGUUAGAAAAUAUUCAAGUAUUACUAGCCAGAUGCCAAAUGGACUCUGACGAUGAAGUCAGAGACAGAGCCACUUAUUACAGCAGCAUACUUAGCAAAAACGAUAAAAACUUGUACAACAACUUUAUCCUUGAUACUUUACAGGUAUCUAUACCAGGGUUAGAACGCUCGUUGAAGGAGUACACGCAGAACUCUACGAAUCAACCGUUCGAUAUAAAAUCAGUGCCGCUGCAAGUGGGCCCGUCUCCGGACGAGCGCGAGAAGAAGCACAAAUCCGAAGGCAUGCUGACGUCGCAGGGGCCCCUGCGACCGCCGCCCGUCUCGCGCGAGGAGAACUUCGCGGAGAAACUGUCGGCCAUACCGGGCAUCCAGCAGCUCGGUCCGAUCUUCAAGAGCUCCGACGUGGUGGAGCUGACCGAAUCCGAGACGGAGUACUUCGUGCGGUGCAUCAAGCACUGCUUCGCCCAUCACGUGGUGUUGCAGUUCGACUGCCUGAACACGCUGCCCGAUCAAUUGCUGGAGGACGUGCGCGUGGAGCUGGAGCCGAGCGAAGGGUUCGAAUUGCUGUCGGUGAUACCGUGCAAGCAGCUGCAUUACAACGAGACCAAUCACACCUACGCCAUUUUGAAGUUCCCCGACGACGAUUUGCCGAGUUGCGUCGGUACGUUCGGGGCGGUGUUGAAGUUUAUCGUUAAAGAUUGCGAUCCUACGACUGGCAUUCCCGAUAGCGAAGAAGGAUAUAAUGAUGAAUACAUACUCGAAGAUUUGGAAAUAACGUUGGGCGAUCAAAUACAGAGAGUGAGCAAAGUUAAUUGGGGCGCUGCAUGGGAAACGGCUGCUGAGAGUUCCGUAGAAAAGGAGGAUACAUAUUCUCUAAGUUCAAUGAAUACGUUGGACGAAGCUGUGAAAAAUAUCGUGCAGUUCCUUGGAUUGCAACCGGCCGAAAGAACUGAUAAAGUCCCUGAAGGCAAGAGCACCCACACCCUUUUAUUAUCAGGAGUCUUUAGAGGUGGUAUCGAUAUUUUGGUAAGAGCUAAACUUGCUUUGGCGGAUGGUGUUACAAUGCAAUUGACUGUAAGAUCACCCGAUGACAGCAUAGCCGAACUUAUUACCUCUUCUGUAGGUUAA
This is a messenger RNA of Phyllotreta striolata, 2640 nucleotides long. The record is from the annotation of a GenBank genome assembly. NCBI's taxonomy places the organism in Eukaryota, Metazoa, Arthropoda, Insecta, Coleoptera, Chrysomelidae.